This is a messenger RNA of Chinchilla lanigera (long-tailed chinchilla), 8887 nucleotides long. It is a transcript of the gene Shroom4, whose product is annotated as shroom family member 4. The record is from RefSeq and is a predicted model, not a curated record. Lineage: Eukaryota; Metazoa; Chordata; Mammalia; Rodentia; Chinchillidae. The coding region runs from base 377 to 4993 and encodes 1538 amino acids. Gene Ontology annotation, molecular function: actin filament binding. Gene Ontology annotation, biological process: actin filament organization. The transcript is spliced from 11 exons. Gene Ontology annotation, cellular component: adherens junction; apical plasma membrane; cortical actin cytoskeleton.
AAUGUAACAAUUGAUGUGAGGCCUUGCCCGGCUCCCACUCCUCAGCGAUCCCCUAGGCGCGGACCCAGUGCCUGCCCCUCCCCAGCGCUCUCUUUUCUAGUGCGUUCUGCGCUGCCCCUCCGCCGCUGCUCCGUUUUCUUUCCCUUUCUUUCUUUUUUCUCCUUCUCCUUCCCCCUCGCUCCCCCUUCUCCAGCUCCGUGUCAUUUCCUCCUUGGGCUCGCUCGCUGCCCUAGCGUCUGCAGUCCGGAGAGGAGGCGGAGCAGGGCGGCGCGGGCGGCGUAGCGCUGGAGAGCGAUGGUGGUGGAGCUGCUGGGGGCGGAGGCGACGUAGCCCCGGCAGAGAAGGAGCCCGCGGCGCCGCCGGAGCCGAGCCCACCAUGGAGAACCGGCCUGGGUCCUUCCAGUACGUCCCGGUGCAGCUGCAAGGGGGCGCGCCCUGGGGCUUCACCCUGAAGGGAGGUCUGGAACACUGCGAGCCGCUCACAGUGUCUAAGAUUGAAGAUGGAGGCAAGGCAGCUUUGUCCCAGAAGAUGAGGACUGGUGAUGAGCUGGUGAAUAUCAAUGGCACUCCAUUGUACGGCUCCCGCCAAGAAGCCCUCAUCCUCAUCAAAGGCUCCUUCCGAACCCUCAAGCUGAUUGUCAGGAGGAGAAACGCCCUUGUCAGUAGGCCGCACUCAUGGCAUGUGGCCAAGCUCCUGGAGGGAUGCCCUGAAGCGGCCACCACCAUGCAUUUUCCUUCUGAAGCCUUCAGCUUAUCCUGGCAUUCAGGUUGCAACACUGGUGACGUGUGUGUGCAGUGGUGUUCUCUCUCCCGGCACUGCAGCACUGAGAAAAGCAGCUCCAUUGGCAGCAUGGAGAGCCUGGAACAACCAGGCCAAGCCACCCUUGAGGGCCAUCUCUUGCCCAUUGAGCAGAACAUGUAUCCUAACCAGCGUGACUCAGCCUACAGCUCCUUCUCAGCCAGCUCAAAUGCCUCUGACUGUGCUCUUUCCCUCAGGCCAGAGGAGGCAGCCCCUGCGGACUGUAUCACACAAGGCUUGGGGCCAGCUAAGGCUCCCAAUGCCCGGGCUAAUGGGUCUGAGACCUCAGGAGGCAACCAGCAUACCCACACUGGCCGCCUGACCCCCAACUCCCAGAUGUCAUCGCACUCACAGGGGAACUACCACUCAGGGUCUGCCAAGACAGUCAGAGGCCCACCGCAGCCUCCAGUGAGGCGGGACAGCCUCCAGGCCUCCAAAGCCCAACUCCUCAAUGGAGAGCAGUACAGGGCAUCUGAGCCUGUGGACUCCUUGCAACAGAAGGAGAAAACAAGCUUAGACACAGUCUUAUCCCUGAAGAACCCUCACAGGUUCUACUGCCUCAGUGGGCAGGACCAUGUAACAGGCAAGGAGCAUCAGAACUGUGAGCUCAGCCAGCCUCCUGAAUCUAGCCAGCAGGGCUCUGAGCAUCUCCUCAUGGAGGCUUCUCUCCAAACCUGUGACAAAGCUUCUAGCAGAGAUUCCAGCGGAGCUGAAAUCAAUGAGACACCAGCAGAGCUAACUAAGGCUCCUCCCUUUGGCAGCCCUCAACUCCUCACAGGACCCACAGGGCAUCGCCACAGUGCCCCUGAGCAGCUACUGGCAUCCCACCUACAACAUGUGCACCUGGAUCCCAGAGGUAGCAAGGGGAUGGAAUGCCCAGCGGGGCAGGAUGCACACCAGUGGACUCUGUCCCCUUUGCACAGCAGCCACAAAGGGAAGACAAGCCCCUGUCCCCCUACAGGAGGGUCCCAGGAUCAGCCCAGCAGAGAAAGAAAGACCAGGCCAACGGACGACAGGCCUUUGAGUUCAGGACCCCAGAGCCAAAGAAGUUCUCCACAUGGAGAGGCUGAUGGAUGCCCGCCAGAAAGAGGAUUCCUGGACCCAAACAGAGCAAGCGGAACAGCUGGUGACUUGGCCAGGCAGCAGCCUGCUGCCUCUUGUGCUCUCUUUCAACAAACCAAAGACUGUUCUUCAGCUAGCAAAGUAGCUGGCAGCACAGACGUAACGGAGGAAGGAGACAGUGAACCCAAGGAGUGCAGUCGGAUGGGCGGCAGGCGAAGCGGAGGCCCCCGGGGCCGCUCAGUCCAAAACCGAAGGAAGAGUGAACGUUUUGCUACCAAUCUGCGUAAUGAAAUUCAGAGGAGGAAGGCCCAGCUUCAGAAGAGCAAGGGUCCCUUGUCACAGCUGUGUGACACUCAGGAGCCAGUGGAAGAGACCCAAGAGCUUCCAGAAAAUCCUCCUCUUCCUGCCUCUAACUCAUCUCUUCUAUCUUCAUAUAAAAAUCUCCCUAGCCCCAGAGAUAAGCUUUUCAACAAAAGCAUGAUAUUCAGGGCUAGGUCUUCAGAGUGCCUUAGCCAAGGUUCUGAGAGCCAUGAAUCUAGGACAGGCUUGGAGGGACAAAUAAGCCUUGGUCAGAGGCCUGGCCAGUCCUCUGUGGGCUUGAACACCUGGUGGAAAGCAUCUGACCCAUCCAUCUCAGACUCUGAAAGAGGAAAUGUUUACCAUGGUAUCCGUGGAGGUCAUCGAGGAUGGUCUCCGGAGCAUAACCUACCCCCACAUGUGGCACUACCCAUGGAAGGCUCUUCCAGCCCAAGUGACAACAAAGAACUGAAGGCUUCUAUUACCCAAGCUGGGGAGGAAACCACCCUCUUGCCCUUUGCAGACAGAAGAAAGUUCUUUGAAGAGAGCAGCAAAUCCUUAUCCACAUCUCAUUUGCCAGGUUUAACCACUCAUAGUAAUAAGACUUUCACUCAGAGACCAAAACCUAUAGACCAAAACUUCCAGUCAAUGAACUCCAGCUACAGGGAAUUAAGGUGCCAUCCUGUUGACCAAUCAUAUUAUUCCACAGACCAACCAUAUCAUGCCACAGACCAAUCGUAUCAUUCCAUGUCACCCCUUCAGUCAGAAACUCCCACUUACUCAGAAUGCUUUGUAAGCAAAGGUCUAGAAAAUUCUCUAUGCUGCAAGCCACUGCACUGCAGUGAUUUUGAUUGCCGCAGGACCUGCUCUUACUCCUGCAGUGUUCAGGGAGCUAUGGUCCAUGACUCUUGCAUUUAUUGUUCCGGAGAAAUCUGCCCCAGCUUGUUAAAAAGAAAUAUGAUGGCAAAGUGCUACAACUGCAGGUGCCACCACCACCAGUGCAUGCGGUGUGCAGCUUGCUGUCAUAAUCCUCAGCACAGUACCCUCGAGGAGAGCAGCUUGGCACCUGGCAACGCUUGGAAAUCCAGGAAGCCAACGGUGCAGGAAUUUCCUGGGGACAAAUGGAAACCAAUAACAGCAAACAAGAAGACUGGCCAGUCGGGGAGGGAAAUGGCUCAUUCCAAAGCCAACUUUUCAUGGGCAACCCCCUUCCAUUCCUGUAUUGAGAACCCAACACUGGACUUAAGCCACCGAGCAAUUUCUUCUCUUGACCUCCUUGGAGACUUCAAACAUGGCUUGAAGAAAACAGAAGAAACUUCAGUUUAUGAGGAGGAGAGCUCACUUGCCCCUAUGCCCCGUCCACUGCGCAGCCGUGCCUUCUCAGAGAGUCACAUCAGUUUGGAGCCUCCGAACACCCGGGCUUGGGUGCAGCAUCGGAGGGAGCUCUUUACUAAAGGCGAUGAAACACAACCUGAUCCUGUUGGAGCCAGGAAGAAGGCCUUUCCUCCUCCUCGCCCUCCUCCUCCCAACUGGGAAAAAUACAGGCUCUUUCGGGCUGCACAACAGCAGAAGCAGCAGCAGCUGCAGCAGCAACAGCAGCAGCAGCAGCAGCAAGAAGAGGCAGAAGAAGAAGAGGAAGAGGAGGAAGAGGAGGAGGAAGGAGAAGAGGAGGAAGAGGAGUUGCCACCUCAGUAUUUUAGUUCAGAAACCAUUGGUUCCUGUGCUCUCAAUCCUAAAGAGGUCCCAGAGCAGCCACAGCCCCUGAGCCUUGACAACCUGGUGGCCUCAAGGCAAGGUUCACAAAGCCUAUCAGAACAGGAGUCCUUUGCUCUCCAUUCCAGUGACUUCCUUCCUCCAAUAAGGAGCCACUUGGGAUGUCAAACUGAGCAAGCGCAGCCUCCUUGCUAUUAUGGCACUGGUGGACUUUGGAGGCCAUCAGAACAGGAAGCCACUGAUUCCCCCAAAUCAGAAGCAUCAUUGGCAGAAGAGUCCAAACCCAAGUCACCAUGGAGCCAGAGCUACUUCCUUCCUGAGGAGAAAUUCUCUCAGUUGGGUUGGGCCUCUGAGAAACAACACCUCGGCCCUGCAGACUUUGGUGCACCUAAGGCAACAAGGCAAGAGUUUCAGCACUUCUCACCUCCUCCAGUAGCUCCAGGAAUCCCUACCUCCUAUUCAGCUUAUUACAAUAUUUCUGUGGCCAAGGCAGAGCUGCUGAACAAGUUGAAAGACCAACCUGAGAUAGCAGAAAUUUGCCUGGGUGAGGAGGAAGUUGACUACGAACUAGCUCAAAAAAAGAUCCAGCUUAUUGAAAGCAUUGGCCGCAAACUUUCUGUCCUAAAGGAGGCCCAGCGAGGGCUGCUGGAGGACAUCAGUGCCAAUUCAGCCCUUGGAGAGGAGGUGGAGACCAAUUUAAAGGCCGUCUGCAAAUCCAAUGAGUUUGAAAAAUAUCGAUUGUUCAUCGGGGAUCUUGAUAAAGUGGUUAACCUGUUGUUGUCACUCUCUGGACGACUGGCGCGAGUGGAGAAUGCUCUUAACAGCAUCAAUUCGGAGGCGAACCAGGAAAAGUUGGUGCUGAUAGAGAAGAAGCAGCAGCUGACAGGCCAAUUGGCAGAUGCCAAGGAGCUGAAGGAGCAUGUGGAUCGUCGGGAGAAGUUGGUGUUUGACAUGGUCUCCCGCUACCUGCCUCAGGACCAGCUCCAAGAUUACCAGCACUUUGUCAAGAUGAAAUCUGCUCUCAUCAUUGAACAGAGAGAGUUGGAGGAAAAGAUCAAGCUUGGGGAAGAGCAGCUUAAAUGUCUCAGGGAGAGCCUACUCCUGGGGCCCAGCAAUUUCUAAAUCACCAGCAGUCUGCCACACCAUCCCUGACCAGCCACUGUGGGAAUUGCUUUCAUCUUCAGUAGUAGUUUGCUGACAAGUAGAUAGCAAUUAGUUGGCAGUUUGUUCUGGUCCUAUUACCCUGGAUGUCUCUCAUUUCUCCUUCCCUAGAAGCAGUCCCAACCAGCAAGGAUACCCUAAGGAGGUGCUAAGCUUCUACCUUAGGGAGCUACAGCAAGGUGUGGUUGUGCAAGUACCCUCCUUCCUACAGUGUGUGUGGACAAGCAUUCACUGCCCAUAGAACCAAACAAGUGCCUUUGUUCUUUGUACUAGGAUACCAAAGACGUCCUGAACUCUCAACCCACUCACACCAGGAUUGGUUUUUUUUAAGGAUCAGAGAAAAGCUACUUGGGCAGCUUCUUUCUGCCCCAGGGCUUGUGACCCAGCAAUUUGCUGUGGAGAUCUGGCUACCUUGAGGUCAUUCAUUUACUACCAGUUUCAGGGACUCACCCAGGCUUUGCAGUGCAAAGCACAAAGGCAGGUAUUACACACAAGAGAAUGUGAGUGAAGGUUGGGUAUCGCCAGGUGACCCUCAGGAAAAAGCCAGGCUUAAACAAAUUGGUUCUACUACUUUCCCCAGCAGCUGGUUGAUAGGAAAGAAGCCUGCUUUCAGCCUUGGGUAGUGUGGCUUCCUCCUCUCCUAAGACUUUGGGCCUACCACCUUUCAUUUCAUCUUGCUCUUGCAUUGUUGGGAGUUAAAGGUGCCCAUCCCAGUGCUUCACACUAUGGGUCCUUAAUAGCUCUACUAUAGCUGACUUCAGGAUAUAGAUUUCAUUAUUGGUGGAGAAGUUCUUAUUAUUAUAUUUUAAAUAGCCUCUUAAUUUUAUUUAUUUUUAUGUUUUGAUUGAUAUUUUUUCUUUUUUAAUUAGUAAGGUGAGAAGAGGGAAGUUGGAAAGGGAAAAGUUAGCCCAAGAAAGCAUUUUCUGCAGAUCAGCCUGAAUCCACCAUGGCUAGGUAAGCAUGUGCUGAAGCAUUCAGCCUUUCCCAUUAUAGCUACAACUGUUUAAGAAAGGUUUUCUCCCCUUGAGCUUAUAACUUCCCUAUCAUGGCCAGGCUGCUUGCUUCCCUUGAAGUCUGGAUGACUGUGAGCUUUCUAUUUCCCAGCAGCAUUAAGCUUUUUUAUUUGUUUUUGUAAGCCAAAGAAACCUGAAACUGAAAAAAGUCACCCAUUUUUCUAAUGACUCCAAGCCACAAGUAAGUGAAGGUAUGUUCAGGACAUCCUUUUCUAAUAACUGCUUUACAGCUUACGGCCUGGCUCAGGGAACCAGACUUUUGGUAGCUGGGAGCUGCAACCAGGACCAGCUCCCCAGAGCGAACUAUGAUCCAGCCAGUAUCUUGGCAUACAGCAUCCCCCUCCUUAGCUUAAGGGAUAUGUUCCAAGACCCUCAGGGGGACACCAGAAACCUUAUAUACACUGUGCCUUUUCUUACAUGCUCUGUAGCAGUGCCACACAGAGCUGGAGUUAAUCUUUCUUCCCAUGUUCUAUGUUCUAUGUUCUGGUUUUUCUUUUGGUUUACUACUCUUGUGUGUUGGGGUCAUUAUUAAGUAAAAGAAGGGUUACUUGGGUACAAGCACUGUACACUGCAAUACUUUCACAGCCAAUCUGAUAACUGGCGACUAAGUGACAAAAGGGUGGAUAGUCUGCAUAACUUGGAUAUGUUGGACCAAGGGAAGAUUCAUGUCCCAGAUGGGAUGGAGCAGAAUGGAACUAGAUUUCAUCAUGCUGCUCACAACGGCACACAAUUUAAAGCUCAUAAGUUUAUGUCUGGAAUUUUUCAUUUAAUCAUUUUGGACCAUGGUUGACCACAGGUAACUGAAAUUACAGAAAGUGGAAUUACAGGUAAGGGGAAACUACUGUACAAAGAACCCAAGCUACUGCUCUUGCCCAGGCCUUGACUGGUAGCCAGCUUGUAUCUUCCAAACGUGGGCAAUGGCAGGAAGGGAAUUCUAACCAAACCCUGACCUGUUACCUGGCUUAAUUCUCUAUGACUUGCUGAUUGAUGUCAACCUUUCAUAUUAUGUAGCCCACUUAAGCCCAACCUAACAAAGCCCUAGCAUCUCUUGUACAGCUGAGUUCCUCAGGAUGCUUGGAGGGUCACUGUAGUAAGGGAGGUACCUCAUCCAACCAAAGAAAUCACCAGGGAACUUUGCUGCUGCUACAGUUACUAGUCACUGUCUUCCAUUUCCUCUUCAUUGUAUCUGAAAACAAUGGGAGACUCUUAGCCAGCAGGGUGUGUGGGGCAGGGGGGAGACCCUUCCUGUGAGGCCCUGGUUCCGCUCUUAGUACUGCCGCCGGUGGCAAGAACCACUGUUAGUGUCAGUCCUGCUAUUCUGCCCUCCAGUGGAAGAUUUUACCCUUCUCAGGAAGGCUGAUGGCUUAUGAAUGGCAAAGUUUACCCAAUUGAAGGUUGAAGAGAUGGGGGACGUGCUUUGAAUAAAGGUCAUAGCUGCCAUUAUUUUUAACAGGGUUUAGGAACAAACAAAAAGCAGGUUGAAAUGUCUUAGACUGGAGGGGCUGGAUGAGGCCAAUGCAUUCCAGCAUUCUAACUUUUUUUUAAAGCCAUAAUAGAUUUUUGAGAAUUUAGGGCUGGGGCAAAGAGUGAUAAUUUACCUGGAUACUAUAUGAUCACAGUCUGGAUUUUUCUAACGAAUAUUAAACUAGUUAUACCUAAGGUGCGUGAUACCAAAAAUACUAUUAACUGUCAUUUUUGUCUCUCAUCUCACUUCAAAUUAGUUUCCAUAAUGGGAGUCACGAUACAAGGAUAUUCACUUUCACAUAGAAGGACGGUUUCCAAAGCUCCUAAAAAUUUAACCCCAAAACUGUACUAAGCAGUGAUGCCCUGUAAACAGAGGUGAACUACUAAAUAGAUACUGGCAUGCCAACUCUUGCUGUGCUAGUGCCGUGUGAGUGACAGUGCUACAGAGUCACUGUGAUUACUUGUUUCUCCCUUGUCCUCAAUUUCUGGGCUAUCCCUCUUCCAAAGCUUUUGAGGGGGUAGCAGUUUGGAAGGCAGUCAACUGACCUCUCCAAAGACUGUUAUUGGUUUCAACAUGUACUCUGUUCCUUCAAAUACUUAUAGAGGUCCCAGAGGGUAAGAGGUAAACAGGGUGGUGAAUAGAUAGGAAGGAGUCAGUGCAAGGGUUCCUGUCACAUGUCUCCUCUUACUUCCCUCAUCCCCAAGACUCUGAAUAAUUGGGUCUCCCUGAGUCCCACAUCCAGAGACUCAGCCAGAAUAUAGAAAUAAAUGCCCAAGUGGAAUCCAAGAUAAUGAAACAAAGACACUAAAAAUAAAGCCCUAGAAAGGAAGCGCUUAGAAGCAGAGAAAAGGCACGAGGGUGAAAAGAUGCAAAGCCUUUUUUCAAGGUUAAAUUCAGGUUCUAUUGCCCCUUUAACCUCAUGUUAAAUGUGCCCCAAGAAAAGCUGCCUAGGGUCACUAGAGUUAUAUCCUCAACCCCAGCCUCCCUGAAGGUGCUGCUCUGCCAGUAGCAGGCCCCAGAUGGAAGAAGCUGGGCACAUUUAUGGCAGCUCCACUACCCAUCUAGAGCUUUGACAACUCCCAAUGUCUUUGCCAGAGGAGUUGUCUAUGCCAGUGGUAUUUCCAUAACAGCAUGUUAUAUUAUUUGAAGAUUAGUAGAUCUUUACGGGGGGGGACAGGGACAGUUUGUGUAGAUAAAGAAUCAAUGUUUGUUGUACAACUGUGGGGGGUCAUCUAUCCCAUGUAAAGCUAUUAUUUUUUCUGAAUCUUAAUGUUUCUGUAUCUGUGUCCUCCACCACUCCCUUCUCGGCAGACAUAGAUAUGCCUGCCAGAUUGUCAUCAAGGGACAUACUUCAAUAAAAGGUGCUAAGGACAAAAA